AGGGUCGUUGUCUUCCCCGGAAAGUAACCGCUCAGCGAGACGAAGGUUCAUUGUUGUCAUUUACUUUAAUUUCUUUAUUUUCUCGAAAGUUUACCAAAAUAGGUAUCAAAAUGUCGGCACGUCGCGCCACCCACGCUGGCAGUUGGUACACUGACUCUGCCACAGAUCUAGCUCGCCAGCUGGAAGGAUGGCUAGGACAGGCAGACCUCUCACACGGACCAGCACGUGCCAUAAUUGCUCCACAUGCGGGCUAUCAGUACAGUGGCGCUGUGGGUGCCUAUGCCUAUCGACAAGUUUCUCCAGUUGUAGUGAAACGUGUCUUCAUCUUGGGUCCAUCACACCAUGUUAGAUUAUCUGGGUGUGCAUUAUCGUCACUAACGAAGUAUCGAACACCUCUUUAUGACUUGAUAGUUGACCAACAAGUUUACAAUGAGCUGUAUCAGACAGGCCACUUCGAGACUAUGAGUGUGUCUGCUGACGAAGAUGAGCACAGCAUUGAAAUGCACCUCCCCUAUGUUGCAAAAGUUAUGGAAGAUUUCCGGGACCACUUCACCAUUGUCCCAAUCUUAGUGGGAUCACUGACGCCUGAACGAGAGAUACUGUAUGGACGACUUCUUGCACCAUAUUUAGCGGAUCCUCAAAGCUUGUUUGUGAUAUCCUCGGACUUCUGCCACUGGGGACAGCGCUUCCGAUACACAUAUUAUGAUCGCUCUGUGGGUGAGAUUUGGCAAUCCAUACAAAAACUUGACAAGCAAGGGAUGAACCUGAUUGAGACAUUAAACCCGAGUGCCUUUACCGAGUACCUGAAAAAGUACGGCAACACAAUCUGUGGCCGACACCCCAUUGGCGUCUUGCUCAACGCAGUUGCAACUUUACAGAAGACAAGCAAUGGGCACCGAAUGUUGCUCAAAUUCUUGCAGUAUGCCCAGUCAUCCCGCUGCUACACUUCUUCGGACUCUUCCGUAUCCUAUGCUGCAGCUUCUCUUAUAUUUGAGUAAACCUUAGGUACCCAUAAUGAGGUGCAUUUAGGAGUAGGGGGAAUGGAUCAAGAAAAAUCACAUAGGUAGACAAAUUCAAUUGAUUUUCAGUAUUUAUUGUUUCCGUGAAAUUUAUAUAAAUAAUAACAUCGGUAAUUUGUUUUAUAGGAGUCUUAUUAUGGAGACUUCCCUCUGUAGACUUUAUCAUUAUUGCCAAACCCUCCUGCUCCCAAAAUGCAUCCCCACCCAGGACUGGGGGGCUGGUUGCCUGGUUGGCAGUAAUUCUGUAUCUGUCCUGAGAGAGCAUGAAACAUCUAUACUCUCGGUGAAUAUUUGCCCAGUUCCCAAUCUUAAGAUAACAUGCAUUUAAAUGACCUCUUUCCAUGCGAACAUUGCAUCGUAUGCUUGAGAUUGACGAUUGGGUAACUCUUUUUGUUUUGUUUUUGGUGAUUUGACACUCAGGGCCAUUUUAUAACAAGUGCUUGUAAUGAUAUAAUAAUGUAUGUGUAGGUUAUUAUUUGCCUUCAAAUAAUGACCACCUUUUCUUUUGAAUAUCCAGUCAAGUAGCCCCAUCCCCCUGCCAAUGUCUCCUGUGAUGCUCUGGAAUAAUUGAAUGUUCAUUUUGGAUUGAGGUCUUGCAAUUGUCGCUUCACCGUGGAGCCUCAGAACUGACAUUCAGUAUAACUAUUGGUUUAAAAAGUUUCUUGACCAGUCAUUGGGGGUAAUUACAAUUUCUUUGCAACAGUUGCAAUGUCAAGAAAGAUUAAAAUUUAGCAAUUGGACUUUUAUGUCUUGAAUUUCAACUUUUAUUCGAGAAUUAAAAUAUUUUGCCUAAACUCUAACAAUUUGGAUUCGAGUAAAACCAUUCUCAUUUUGUUUUUGUUACCUACAAAAAACAAAACAAAAAAAAACAAGAAAUUGCAUGCCAAGGCAAGAGCCAGGAAAGUUGCCUUGAUAAGAUAAUGGGGGAGUUGGUGCUCCACGUUGCUUGCCGCUGUCGGGAGCCCUUCUCCAAAGCAAAGGUUUUCCUUCAACAUGUACUCUUUUUUUUUAUUGGUAAUUUAGUAAGUCUUUGAUUUUCCUCUUUAACACAUUUAGUUUAGUUUUUCAGCUUAACUACAAUAUAGCCCAGAUCUAUGUUUACCUACAAGUGUGAAGGUUUAGGUUAUUGGUUUAAUAUUUAUUGUGUACACGGGAAUGAGGGCAGGAGUGUGUGUUGGGGUGUGCAUACACAUGCCUGUAUGUCUAUUUGGGUGUCCUGCGUGUGCAUAUUUAUAUAUGUGCAUGUGUGUGCACAUAUACGCAUGCAUGCAUGUUGAUGUAUGUGUGUGUGUGCAGAUGUACCCAUAUGUGCAUAUGUAUAUGGAUGUGGCAUAUGUGCAGUCACAGAUUUAUAUAAAAUACAUACAUGCAUAUUAUGUGAUUAAAUUACUACAAUGAAAUUGACAA
Messenger RNA from Procambarus clarkii (red swamp crayfish), 2426 nucleotides. Its product is annotated as protein MEMO1. Lineage: Eukaryota; Metazoa; Arthropoda; Malacostraca; Decapoda; Cambaridae. The record is from RefSeq and is a predicted model, not a curated record.